Molecule: messenger RNA, 1254 nt
Organism: Haliotis rubra (blacklip abalone)
Lineage: Eukaryota; Metazoa; Mollusca; Gastropoda; Lepetellida; Haliotidae
Product: acyl-coenzyme A thioesterase 1-like
Exons: 5
Coding region: 1-840 (279 amino acids)
Biological process (GO): fatty acid metabolic process; acyl-CoA metabolic process
Molecular function (GO): fatty acyl-CoA hydrolase activity
Source: RefSeq, a predicted model, not a curated record
AUGGGACUCUUCUGGAGUAUGAAGCCUGUUCCAGGGAUAUCAAAGGAUUUGUUUCUAAGAAAGAGUGACGUGACGACACCUCUGGUCUUCAGACUGUCUGUAAUUGAUGACCACAUUCCCCUUGAAGACCUGCAGCUGGCCACACCAGUAGUUCUAGCAACAGAGGAGGUAGAACGAUGGUACAAGCACUAUGCUGUGAGAAGGACUGUCGUGAGAGAAGGUUCCAAAAGGGGAACUCUCUUCAUGCCAGAAGGCGAAGGUCCGUUUCCCGGGAUAAUAGACAUGUUUGGUUCCACUGGAGGGCUGAAGGAGUCCCGUGCAGCCCUGUUGGCGUCCAGAGGUUUCGCCUCCUAUGCUCUUCCUUUCUUUGGAUAUGACGAUCUCCCACCGACAUUGGCUGACUUUGACUUUGACUACGUACUGGAUGCUGUUGACUGGUUUGCCUCUCAUCCAAGUGUACGUCAAGGUGGUAUCGGUGUGGUUGGUAUCUCAAAGGGAGGGGAACUCGCCUUGCUGCUUGGCAUGGCCACUAACAAGGCAUGGAAGAACAAUGCCAAGAUCCUGUAUUUGUGUGGCAAUGAUGAUGGCGUGUGGAUGGAUACAUACGCUGAAAAGUUCAUGGAGACCUGUCCUGAAGAGAAGCGGAAGAACGUUGAACUUGUCAUCUAUCCAGGAGCAGGCCACUUUAUCCAACCACCAUAUACGCCUGUGUGUAGAGCAAUGUACCAUAAAACGUUAGACAUAAUGCUGGUGAUGGGAGGACAGCCAGAAGCUCAUGCUGCAGCACAGGAAGAUGCUUGGACGAGACUACUCCAUUUCCUCCUCAAACAUGUUUCGUAGCCAAGGCAGAUAUGCUACUAACAUAUCGAACACAUACCCAUAGCUGGUAUCUAUUCUAUUGCAUAAAGGAGAAACUUAGUAACAGUCUGAAGAAAACAUUCACUUCACUGAGCAGUUACCCUAGCCCAUCUUGUGUUAUAAACUAUUCGGCCCUCAAGACAUCCUAGCCAGGACCUACACCUGCUUCAUCGCUCAUCCGAAUCGCCGUUCCACCCUGGACCCUUUCAGUGAAGAACAAAGCCAACAUUGAUGUCAACUUUUCCAGGCGCAAGAUUAUCAAGAUCCUCCUGCAGACAUAGCUCAUGUUUUCUUCAUUUUCUCCAAUUAUAAUAAAAUUUGGAAUGACAGGAUUUUCUAUACUCAUUCUGUUGUAAAAGGAAAUCGAAAUGACUUAUUUAAGAAAUACAGUUCGCU